Messenger RNA from Eruca vesicaria subsp. sativa (arugula), 1629 nucleotides. The record is from the annotation of a GenBank genome assembly. NCBI's taxonomy places the organism in Eukaryota, Viridiplantae, Streptophyta, Magnoliopsida, Brassicales, Brassicaceae.
UGCUUGCUGCUCUCCUUUCUUCUUCGUCUUCAUCGUUAUAUCUCUCUCUAUAUCGCUCCAUCAGGCAUCUCUGCUUUAGAAACCCUAAUCUUCAAUUCCUAAAGGUGUGAUUUUGAAAUCAUGGCCAAAGUUAGAAGGACAAGACGCAGCGUUCAUUCACGACGGAUCAGAGCAAGACCUUACAAAUUCCAGUCUUCUAAUCGUCUUGUCACAAGGAACGUGUUCCCAGAAGAUUGUCCCAAGUGUAUAGAGAAGAGGGACAACUGGGAGAAUGUUAUAUGUUCGGUUUGCAUGGAGUGUCCUCACAACGCUGUUCUUCUCCUCUGCUCCUCUCACGACAAGGGAUGCCGUCCUUACAUGUGUGGCACCAGUUUCCGAUAUUCCAACUGCUUAGAUCAGUACAAGAAAGCGUCAGCUAAGCUGAAGUCAGCGAGUCGUCCACAGAACAAUAAGUCUGAGCUUGGGAAUCUCACAUGCCCUCUUUGUAGAGGCCAGGUGAAAGGCUGGACAAUCGUGAAGCCUGCGCGUGAAUUUCUGAAUCUCAAGAAGAGGAUCUGUAUGCAGGAGAACUGUGCUUUUGCUGGAACCUUCAAAGAGCUGAGGAAACACAUGAAAAAGGACCAUCCUUGUGCGAAGCCGCGUGAAGUUGAUCCUGAUGUCGAGCAGAAUUGGAGAAGGCUUGAGAUUGAGCAUGACCGGGAUGAUGUUCUCAGCUCGAUCAGGUCGCUUAUACCUGGAGCAACGGUGCUUGGGGAUUACGUUAUAGAAAGGAACAACAACAACAACGACAAUGGUUCCGACUCUGACGAGGGUGGUGAUCAUUACAACGGUUCAGGGAUGGAUGCUGGGUUUGGUAGAAAUUUUUUAAAUGUUAUCCUUAUGAUGCAUGCUGUUGAGGCGUCAAGGAAUCAGACAAGACGAUCUGAUUCAGAUUCGAGUGACUUGGCAAUCAAUCGUGGAACAAAUGAGUCUGGAGAAGAAGAGGAAGAUAGGCAGAGUAACUCUCUGGCAAGUCGAAUGAGGAGACAAGGACGGGUUCUACUAGGACAAUCAGGUAGGAGACGUAGAGAUAGAGAAGCUAACCAGAGACCAGGUCCUCCUAGAUGAGUGAGAGAUAUCACAAGCUCAAAGACAGAACCCUAAGUCUGAUUUUGGGUUUCAAGUAAGUUUUAUGGUAAUGGUUUAGAAUACAAAUGUAGUUUUCAACAAAGUCCAUUUGACCUGUGAAAACCUUUUCUGCUUUCACCAUUGGAGAAUAUGGGAAUUUGACUCAGAUUUGCUCCUGAUUGUCAAAUGAAGCAGGUCUGUGUUUACUGGUUUUAAUGUAUCCUGAUGUAACUUUUCUUGUCAAAAUUUACAUAUGUGAAUAAGCAUGGUGAUUAGUGAUGCUUAGUGGUCACACUAAUCAGAAUCAUGAACAAUUGGUCACUUUACUCGUUUUGUUUAUAAAUUUUACUAGGGCAAACCCGCGCUUCGCGCGGGAUAUCUAUAUUAAUAUUUUUUUUGUGCAACUACAUGUUAAUCUACUAUAUUAAUAUUUGUUCAUAGUUUUAUCGUUUUUGUUUGUAAUAGAACAUAUUUUAAGAUAUUGUACCAUUUAACUUAUUCUGUUGUGGUUUUUGUUUAGUA